Molecule: messenger RNA, 1794 nt
Organism: Eremomyces bilateralis CBS 781.70
Lineage: Eukaryota; Fungi; Ascomycota; Dothideomycetes; Eremomycetales; Eremomycetaceae
Product: FAD/NAD(P)-binding domain-containing protein
Exons: 5
Coding region: 1-1794 (597 amino acids)
Molecular function (GO): NADH dehydrogenase activity
Source: RefSeq, a predicted model, not a curated record
AUGAUGAAACAGAUCAUUUGCGCGCCGAUACGGCUGAAAGCCGGCCUCCCGGCCGCCAAUUGCCCUCGAUUGAUCUCCCACACUUCUCGUGCCCUCUCUUCCGCCGCCAUCGCACGACGACAAGCCCCGUCGCGGAGCCCGAUUCUCACAUCCUCAUCCGUCUCCCGUGCGCUGCCGUCGAGGAUCACGACGGUCACAUCGCUCGUGUCGACCCGGGCGUAUGCGACGCCGGCGGAGGCGGAGACCCCGAAACCGAAGAAGCGCUUCCGACUCAUUCGAUGGCUCUGGCGGUUGACAUAUCUGGGUGCGGCGGGCGCGCUGGUGUAUGUGGGUUAUGAGAUCUACUUGAUGCGCCAUCCCGCAGAGCAGGAGGUGCCAGAGGAAGGGAAGAAAACGUUGGUGGUUCUUGGCACCGGUUGGGGCUCCGUCUCGCUCCUCAAGAAACUCGAUACGGAGAACUACAAUGUCAUCGUCAUCUCCCCGCGCAAUUAUUUCCUCUUCACCCCGCUCCUACCCUCCUGCACGACCGGCCAGAUCGAACAUCGCUCCAUCAUGGAGCCGGUUCGAAACUUCUUGCGACACAAGAAAACCGCCGUCAAGUUCUACGAGGCCGAGGCGACGAAGAUCGAUUAUAAGAAGAAGGUCGUAUACAUCAAUGACGAGAGUGAAAUCAAGGGUAAUGUGAGGACAUCGGAAAUCGCGUUCGAUAUGCUCGUGGUUGGUGUUGGGGCGGAAAAUGCGACCUUCGGCAUCCCCGGUGUCCGUGAGCAUGGUCUUUUCCUCAAAGAGGUCGGUGACGCUCAGAAGAUCCGCCGACGCAUCAUGGACUGCUGUGAGACCGCCGUUUUCCGGGACCAAUCUCCCGAGGAACGAGCCCGGCUACUGCAUAUGGUGGUGGUUGGCGGCGGUCCUACCGGUGUCGAAUUCGCCGGUGAACUCCAGGAUUUCUUCCAAGAUGAUCUGAGGAAAUGGAUCCCCGAAAUUCAAGACAACUUCCACGUCACCCUCGUAGAGGCUCUACCAAACGUUCUUCCCAUGUUCUCCAAGCAACUCAUUGAUUACACCGAACGCACAUUCAAGGAAGAAACCAUCACCAUCCGUACCAAGACCAUGGUCAAAAAAGUCCACGAGAAGUACAUCGAAGCCGAGUCCACCGGUCCGGACGGCCAGAAAAUCACGGAGAAUAUCCCCUAUGGUCUCCUUGUCUGGGCCACUGGUAACGCUCUCCGGCCUGUCGUGAAGGAUCUUAUGAUGCAGAUUCCUGCGCAGAAGGACUCGCGCCGCGGCCUCCUCGUUAACGAAUACCUCGUCGUGAAGGGUACUGAAGACAUCUGGGCGGUCGGCGACUGCGCCAUCGCCAACUACGCGCCAACGGCCCAGGUCGCCUCGCAAGAGGGCGCGUUCCUGGCGAGGCUCUUCAACAACAUCGCGAAGACCCAGGCCAUCGAGGAUAAGCUAUCCCAAUUGAGCGACCUCCAAUCCAAGGCGCCGAACAAGGAGGAGCGGGAUCAAGUCUUCGCGGACAUCAAGGAACUGCAGAAGCGCCUCCGACGCGUCAAGCAGAUGGGACCGUUCGAAUACUCCCAUCAAGGAUCGUUGGCGUACAUCGGGAGCGACAAGGCGGUGGCGGAUAUCAGCUGGUUGACCGGAAACGUGGCGACCGGUGGUGGCCUGACCUAUAUCUUCUGGCGCAGCGCCUAUCUGAGCAUGUGCUGGAGCAUGAGAAAUAGGAUCCUGGUAGUGAUGGAUUGGGCCAAGACCAAGAUGUUUGGUCGAGACGUCUCGCGGGAGUGA